AUGGCGACCGAAGACGACAAUGGUCGCGAACCAGCAAGCGAGACCUCACCAUUGCUAGGAAAGCAAGCACCCAAGCCCAUUGACCCUAGCAAUGGCAUCGCACCCGACAGCGCCGUCGCCAAUGGAGUCAUCGCUGAAGAAGAAGAAGCAGAUGGCGAAACCCUCGAACGACAGACCAGCCUGGAAGAAAGACAGAAGCAAUAUGAAGGCCAACCCGAGAUGAGAAAGAAAAUGAAGGUCAUCUUCCCAGCCUUGACCAUCGGUGUCCUGCUCUCAGCCGCCGACCAGACCAUCAUUGUAUCCAGCUACGGAAAGAUUGGCAGUGAGCUCAAGGCUCUCAAUAAUGUCUCUUGGAUCGCAACCGCAUACUUCCUUACCCUGACGAGUUUUCAACCGCUGUAUGGAAAGAUGUCGGAUAUCUUUGGAAGAAAGAGUUGCCUGUUGUUUGCAUAUGCUAUCUUUGGUAUUGGAUGUCUGUUCUGUGGUUUGGCUCAGAACAUGAAUCAGCUUAUUGCUGCUCGUGCUUUUGCGGGCAUUGGCGGUGGUGGUAUGACGACUGUUGUUUCUAUUCUAAUGUCUGAUGCCGUGCCUCUUCGUGAGCGUGGCAAGUGGCAGGGCUACGUCAACAUCAUCUAUGCCACUGGUGCUGGUACAGGAGCUCCACUAGGUGGCAUUCUUGCAGACUCGAUUGGUUGGCGAUGGGCUUUCCUUGGGCAGGUGCCCUUGUGUGUGCUUGCCUUUGUGGUUGUGAGUCUGGUUUUGAAGCUUCCUAAGAGGGAGCAAACCGAUUGGAAGGUGAAGCUUCGUCGUAUCGACUUUGUCGGUGCUGCCAUCCUGAUCGGUGCCGUCUUUACUCUCUUGCUCGCUCUGGACAGAGGCAGCAAUGUCUCAUGGAAGGCAAACAUCACCAUUAUCUCCAUCAGUCUCAGUAUCCCGCUCUUCAUUCUCUUCAUCCUUGUGGAGAUGAAGGUUGCUGCGGAACCUUUCGCACCUGGUCACAUCAUCUUCAACCGUUCGCUCUUCGCUUGCUACCUCUGCAACUUCUUCUCGUUUUCUGGAUGGCUUGCUGCGUUGUUCUACAUUCCCCUCUACUUCCAAGCUGUGGACGGCCUUACUGCGACUCAAGCUGGCGUUCGCUUGAUUCCAGGUAUCAUUGCAGGCGUGAGUGGCAGUCUGUUUGGUGGUUUCUACAUGCAGCGUACCGGCAAGUUUUACUACUUGACAGUCAUUGCGUACACCUGUCUUGUCAUCGGCAUGGCCUUCGUCUUCCUCUUUUCUGGCUUCGUCGCAAACAGCACUUUGGGUAUGAUCAUUGGCAUGUGCAUUUGUGGUUUCAGCAAUGGUAUUGGAGUCACAUCCACCCUUAUUGGUCUUAUCGCCAAUGCAUCUCGCGAAGACCAAGCAGUCGCAACCGCAUGCUCUUACCUCUUCCGCAGCUUGGGUUCAGUCUUCGGUGUCUCCGUCUCUGCUACCCUUGCCAACCAAGCUCUGCGCGAUCAUCUCGCCUCAGCACUCAGCAGUGGUGAUGCAGCGGCUGAGAUCACUGAACGUGUCAGAGAGAGUUUGGCGUAUAUCAAUACGCUUGAGCCUAGUGUGCGUGCUCUGGUUAGAGGGUGUUAUGCGCAGAGUACACGUGCUGCGUUUAGUCUUGAGAUUGGUCUUGUGGCUGGUGCGGCUUUGAGUGCUUGGUUCAUUAGAGAGAAGGCAUUGAGUAGAUAG
Molecule: messenger RNA, 1719 nt
Organism: Aureobasidium subglaciale EXF-2481
Lineage: Eukaryota; Fungi; Ascomycota; Dothideomycetes; Dothideales; Saccotheciaceae
Exons: 2
Coding region: 1-1719 (572 amino acids)
Biological process (GO): transmembrane transport; basic amino acid transport
Cellular component (GO): fungal-type vacuole membrane
Molecular function (GO): basic amino acid transmembrane transporter activity
Source: RefSeq, a predicted model, not a curated record